AUGUGCAAAGCCUGCCUCAUGUUUCAUUUAGAGCGGUGUUCAACAUCCAGCAUAAACGAGCGAUUUAGCCGACGAGCAGACGAGUUUCCCGUGAAUACCAAAUCGGUGUUCAAACAAGCGCAUCUGGUGAGGUUUUCGCUAUUCAAGUUCUCGGAAAAUAUGAGUUUGACUAAAAGGAAACCCGGAGGUUGUGUCUAUCUGAUAAACCCCAAGAUCGUCGACCAAAACUGGUUGUGGGCUAUCAAAGAGUCUUCAGAAAAAUCUGAUGAUAAUGAUGAUGACGAUGUCGAUGAUUAUGAUGAUGAUGAUGUUGUUGAUGAUAAUGAUGUUGAUGAUGAUGCUGGUGAUGAUGAUGUUGACGAUUAUGGUGAUGAAGAUGAAGAUGAUGGUGAAGUUGAUGAUGUCGAUGAUGAUGAUGAUUAUGAUGUUGAUGAUGACGCUUAUGAUCACAAAUCCUCUAACGGUUGUCGUGCCAAGUGUCUGAAAUCAGCCAACGCGACCUGGGCCUUGGAGAUUCGUGAGUUGACCUACUCUGUCACACUACAAUCAGAACUAAUGCGACUUCCAAGACACGUAAGACGCUCCAGUGCUCCGUCACGAAGAGACUGGGUCUUCCCGUGGCGUGACGGUUUGCGCACACCGGCUACCCUCAGAGUUCUAUUGGGAUAUCUGCCAACCCACUCUCUCACAGUGUAUCUCAUUGCAGGGUCGUCUUUAAGCAAGUCAAACUACCUUAUGGCAAACUGUCACAGUGUGCAGGAUGCCUUUGUGUACGAGUCUUAUGAAUCAACGCACAAUCCGUGUGUGUUAGCCGAGUUUGCGGCCAAAAGUCACUCUCUAGCUCCUUUCGCCAUUGCACACUCCACACAUUUAAACAUGAAUUUGACCAAUCAGAGUAGCGCACAGAAAAUUGACUAUUUUCAAAGUGACCACCCUUGUCACUUGCUCUCUUCUUUGUGUUUUGAUCACUCCAUUCUUGCCGAAAGUUGUUCAAAAUGA
Molecule: messenger RNA, 999 nt
Organism: Opisthorchis viverrini
Lineage: Eukaryota; Metazoa; Platyhelminthes; Trematoda; Opisthorchiida; Opisthorchiidae
Exons: 5
Coding region: 1-999 (332 amino acids)
Source: RefSeq, a predicted model, not a curated record